CAUAAUCAAAACCCUUGGAAAAUGGAUUUAGUACUAAAUAGGAGGAGAUCAAUUAUAUGCACGCCUCUGCAAUUAUUAAAAAAAUUCCUUAACGAGAUCUAGAGUGCAUUUGAGGUAAUGUGGACAAAGAUUUACCUUUUCGUGAGUGAUGCAUUUUCUAUAAAUUGGACACAUACACAUUAGGUAUAUUCUUUAUCUUUUUAUAUAUAAUCAAAAUUUCUCUAUCAUGGCGACGAGACAGAAUCCAGGCUUCAACGGGUCUUUUGCGCACAGAUUUAUCCCGUUUCAGCUGCUAAUCCAAGCGCUUCAGAAUCCUCAAAAGAUUUUUUAAAAUUCAAUUUCAUUCUCCAACCAUUUUCUGCCCUAUUCUUGAAGGUCUUUUUGUUUUUGGGUGAGAUUUUGUUUUUUGUUUUUUAAUUUGUCAUUUGGCUCUGCUCGAUCUUAAUUUUUCUCUUAAUCCAUCAGUGAUUUUAAAUUUGAUGGUGGAGAAGUCUGUUUCAUUUAAAUUAGUGGUCUCUUAGCCCCUUGCAUCUUUCAAGGAGUUUUUUUUCGGAAUUGAGGGCUUCAAUUGGGUACAUUUAUACGUACCUUUUAUUUCUCAGUAAUCGGUGUGAAUUGUUCUGGGUUCGAGUUCAGGAUCCAGAUUAUUGAUUUUUGUUUAUUUGAGUAGUUUCGUCGAUCAAAUUCGUGUUACGGGUAUGCUAUAUUCUUCUAUCUUUUAAAGUAUUUUCAAGCUGGAAUAAGUUUUGAAUCAUUUGUAAAUUUUGUUUGACCAUAGUUGGAUUCGUUCACAAAACGGGUGCUUUUUAUUUACUAUUAUUAUAGCAGUUUACGUCUUAAAAUAGGGGCAGUAGUGUGAAAAGGGAUUUUAAAGACGAGGACAUGCUUGUAAAUUCUCAGAAAAGAGUAAUGAGGAGUAUUUAGAAAUCUGCGAAGCCAUAUCCUACGAAUUUGCCCUUUUGGUGUUUUUCUCUUUGCUAAUUUCUGAUGGAUAUUCCCUUUCCCACAAAAAUUCAAGUUUGACCACUUAACAUUCCAUCUCCUCUGACAAGCCCUAGAACCUCCCCCGAGUGCGUAAUUCCAUAGCCUAAUUUCUGUUUAACUGGCGGAAAUCAAUCUCAGGAGUUCAUUAGGAGAAGAAUAUUCAAUUUUGCAUUCAAGUUAUCCUUACUCAGAAAAUGGCACAAGAUGGUGAUUUUCCUCCUAGAGAGGUGGGUGACUAUGUUAUCAACGAGUACAUUGGAUCGGGCUCAUUUGCGGUCGUCUGGCAUGCAAAGCACAAGUUCACCGAUCGUGAAGUUGCUAUCAAGGAAAUUGCAACCAGGAAACACAACAAAAAGGUGUUAGAUAGUCUUGAGAUGGAGAUUGAAAUUCUGAAGAAUAUUGAUCAUCCAAAUAUCGUACGCCUGCACGACAUUGUUCGGACUCCUGGUAAAAUAUAUAUUUGCUUAGAGUACUGCUCUGGUGGGGAUCUAUCUUCGUACAUUCAAUGUCAUGGACGAGUUUCAGAAGAUACUGCCAGGCAUUUUAUGCGUCAAAUUGGUUCGGGCUUAAAAAUGCUUCGGGAACACCAUGUUAUACACAGAGAUCUAAAGCCACAGAACCUCCUGCUCUCUACAAAUGAUAGCAAUGCGGUGCUGAAAAUUGCAGACUUCGGGUUUGCCAGGCCAUUGCAACCUCAAGGAUUAGCCGAAACUAUGUGUGGCUCACCUCUGUACAUGGCUCCAGAGAUCAUGCUAGAACAAAAGUAUGAUGCAAAGGCAGAUCUUUGGAGUGUUGGCACUAUUCUUUUUCAGCUUGUAACAGGAAGAACGCCAUUUUCUGGGACUAAUCAUUUACAGCUGAAGCACAACAUACUGAAAUCAAAGGAAUUGUCAUUUCCACCAGAAGUAGGAAGCCUGAACCCAAAUUUUAUUGAUUUAUGCUGUAAAUUGCUGCGUCAAAAUCCAGUGCAAAGAUUAACAUUCGAGGAGUUCUUCACUCAUGAAUUCCUUAAAGAAGCAAAGUUGGAUACCUCUCAAAAAUUAGAAGGGCUUACAGGUGGUCCCAGUAAGGAUUCGUUUAUGUUAGGAGGCAAUUCAUUGAGUGACAUUGGAGAGAGCUCACAGGAGGAUUGUUUACCUUUUCCUUUGGAUGAUGAUUUAAAUGGUCAAUUGGGAAGUUUAUCUUCUUCCUCAAAGAAAAAUAUGUUCACCAGUUCCAUUUCUUCUGGCUUUGUGGGUGCUGCUGUAGUGGCUGGAAAAAAUCCAUCUUCAAAAAUUCCCAUCAAUAAAGAAUUGCUUUCUGGAAGUGUAGAAUCUGAUACGAACCAGCCAAUCCUAUUUAUUACUAAUAAACAAGAAAGACCCAUAAGCACCAAUUUGUUUAGAUCCCCAGCAGCUGUCAUGGAACACAAAUGUAUGAAUACGCCUUCGUCUAAAGAGCUCGACACCUUUGAGUAUAUGGAUCAAGAUUAUGUUGUUGUUCCUUCCCCAUCAACAACAGAGCUUUCUUAUGCAUCAAUUAGUGCCUCUGGGCUAGGUAAGUUGGCAGCUUCUCCAACAAAGCCCAUUCAGAAGAUUCAAGCUAUGAGUGCUCCAAUGGCAAUAGCUGGGGCUGCAGUAGAUAUUGUAGGCAGUUCUGGAAGUCCUGGAAAUCAUAGUUCAAUACGAUCAGGCACUUCUCCAGGUUCAGCUGAUGAUAUGGUGAAUCAACCCUCCACCAAUCCUCGAACAAGGCUCCUAUCAUUGAUGCGGUGUGCUCAUGCAAUUUCUGAUCAAGCAAAUGAAAAGCUUAAAUCAGAGAAACAGUUGGAGGCAUUUUCACUUCAGCUUGUGUGCUUAGCCAUUUGGAAGCAGGCUUUGCAUGUAUGCUACAAUUGGGCUGCCUCUGCUACAGAAGGAAGUUUGUCUCCAGAUGUAAUUGACAGCAAUGAAAUAUUUAACAGAAGUGCCAUUACUGCACGAAUAUCAGAAGAAUUUGACUUCCAUGGAGCAGCAGCUGCUUGCUCACAAAUGGAAAGAGAGUUCCUUACAGCAGUUGAGCAUGCUGAAAGGAUUGCCCCAUCGGAUGGCAAUGCAGAGAUGCCUGAUGCAAUGGAAGGUAUAUUUCAGGAAGCUCUGUGCUUGGGCAGAAGGGGUGCUGUGAAAGAACUGAUGAGCAAUGUAAAUGAGGCUGCAAGUCUCUAUUCAAAAUCUGUGACACUGUUUCACUUUCUUCUGGUUGAGGCAACUUCUUUGACACUAAACCCACCCUUCUUGCUCAAUAAUUCUGAUCAGCAUCGACUUCGCCGUUACAUCGAUGUCUUAACAUUUAGACAAAACCAAUGCAGUAUGAACAGGAUGAGCAUACCACAUCGUGUAGGCCUGCAAAGUGUCUGAACUAGGAGUCCUUUAUACAAAGAUUCUUUGCUGGGGAUUUUCUGAUUUAACUGAUUGGCAUCAGGAAGUCAGAAAUUUGUUACCAACUUCACUCCAAAAUAUUUUGGUGUGCUGUAUCUUUAAUAUAAUGAACUUAGCCUUGAGGAAAACCAUGGUUAGCUGGCAGUAUGCUUUUAUAGCUUUUGUGAUGUAAAAUCAAUUGUUUCAUUGUAUAUAUGUAUACAUAUUCUUUCAUUCUUCAAUUGGCUUGGUCAAAAAUUUA
Messenger RNA from Cryptomeria japonica (Japanese cedar), 3621 nucleotides. RefSeq names its product serine/threonine-protein kinase ATG1c. Gene Ontology annotation, biological process: peptidyl-serine phosphorylation; autophagy. The transcript has 13 exons. The record is from RefSeq and is a predicted model, not a curated record. Bases 1179 to 3359 code for a protein of 726 amino acids. Gene Ontology annotation, molecular function: ATP binding; protein serine/threonine kinase activity. NCBI's taxonomy places the organism in Eukaryota, Viridiplantae, Streptophyta, Pinopsida, Cupressales, Cupressaceae. Gene Ontology annotation, cellular component: cytoplasm.